Molecule: messenger RNA, 1351 nt
Organism: Solanum pennellii
Lineage: Eukaryota; Viridiplantae; Streptophyta; Magnoliopsida; Solanales; Solanaceae
Product: GATA transcription factor 19-like
Exons: 2
Coding region: 271-1017 (248 amino acids)
Biological process (GO): flower development; regulation of DNA-templated transcription
Molecular function (GO): zinc ion binding; sequence-specific DNA binding; DNA-binding transcription factor activity
Source: RefSeq, a predicted model, not a curated record
UGUAACACAUGAUCAUAUGGUCCCUACCCCUCUCUGUAAUUUUUUCUGCAAACAAAGAAUCCAAAAAAACGUUUGACGACCCUGCACCUGCUGACUGGUAUUUCAACAUUUUAUCAACUUAUAUAAAUCAGCUAACAGACAAUACUACUAAACCCAAAGCUCUCUCUCUUACUUAAUUCAAUUCAAACCUUGUAUUAUUACUUACAUUUCCCUUAUAACUAUUCCCUCUUUCUCUAUAAACUCGUUGUUAAUUUGAAGAAGUCGAAAAAAAUGAUGCAUCGUUGUAGUGGGAGUAUGGUUGGUCCAUGUUCAUGCGGUCUUUUUCAUAACCAAAGUGGAAGUAGUGCUACUACUACUACUUCAUCUGCAUUCUCAAUGCUCUUCUCCCAUGAAUAUUCAGAAAACAUGUACUCUUCGUCUUCCAAUGUUGAUUGUACUCUUUCCUUAGGAACUCCUUCUACUCGCCUUAUCAAUGAAGACAAUCAUGAAAAGAGAUCCUCAGUUUACUCUAAUCAUGAACGUCUUCGCUCUUCUUUCUGGGAUAUACUUCAUCCCAAACAACAUGUUACUACUCCUCAAUACAAGUCCACUCGUGGUGCCAACAACAACUCUACUACUACUGAUCCACUUGUCGCUCGCCGCUGUGCUAACUGUGACACCACUUCUACACCUCUAUGGAGAAAUGGACCUAGAGGACCUAAGUCACUUUGCAAUGCGUGUGGAAUUCGUUUUAAGAAAGAAGAGAGAAGAGCGAGUGCAGCAGCAGCGACGGCUAAUGGUGGAGGAGGAGCGGAAACGACGACGCAUCAACACUGGGUUCAUCAUCAUCACCAUUCACAGCCAACAAAAAUGGCUUGUUUCUCUUCAGCUAGUUAUGGAAAUGAGUUCAGGUUCAUUGAGGAUAAUGAGCAUCACCGUGACUCCGAUGCUGCCGCCACCGCCACCGCCAUUCCAUUCUUUCCUUGGCGUCUCAAUGUUGCUGAUAGGCCUAGCCUUGUUCAUGACUUUACUAGAUGAUUUUUAUUUUUUUUUUAUAAUCAAAAGUAGGAUCAAGGUUUAAUCAUUAUAUAAUCUCAAGAGGAGAAGAAAUUAAAACGGGAGAUGAAACUAUUUGAUGACGUGUCAUGAUGAUGGUGGGCUAUGGUUGAAGAAAUUCUUUUAUCUUUUUAUGGUCCAAAGUCUUUCCUAUAGAGAUGGAGUGAAAAUGAGUUAAUUCUAUGUUUUUAUGUUUCUUGGCUUUUUUCCAUCCUUUUGGGUACUAGUUGUUAUAUACAUUACUCCUAGUAUCUUUAACUUUUCACUUUGAUGAUGAUCAAUCAUAUAUAUAUAUAUGUUACUUUUGAGACUCCUA